Adineta steineri is the source of this 294-nucleotide messenger RNA. NCBI's taxonomy places the organism in Eukaryota, Metazoa, Rotifera, Eurotatoria, Adinetida, Adinetidae. The record is from the annotation of a GenBank genome assembly.
AUGGCUUUACCAUUACAUUCAACAUUAACAGUUUCAUGCGAAGAAUCCGAAGAAGAAUCAGGACCAACACUGGUUCAUAGUACAGGUGUUGCUGGUUAUAAGGUUCAACCAGAAAUUAUUCAAUUUUUACAAAACGAAUGUUCAAAUGAUAAAUUAUGCGAUCAUGAGAAAGGUCUUGAAUGUGUUCAUCCAGCUGCACAUAUGCUUGAAACAUUACAACGUGCUGGCUUUUCAGUAACAGCUUCAGCACCUGCUGGUAGUCGUAUGAUGUGGUUCUUAACAAAAACAAGUUAA